Molecule: messenger RNA, 5884 nt
Organism: Alexandromys fortis (reed vole)
Lineage: Eukaryota; Metazoa; Chordata; Mammalia; Rodentia; Cricetidae
Gene: Atp2a3
Product: ATPase sarcoplasmic/endoplasmic reticulum Ca2+ transporting 3
Exons: 21
Coding region: 176-3430 (1084 amino acids)
Biological process (GO): calcium ion transmembrane transport; intracellular calcium ion homeostasis
Cellular component (GO): membrane
Molecular function (GO): ATP hydrolysis activity; P-type calcium transporter activity; ATP binding
Source: RefSeq, a predicted model, not a curated record
AGCCUGGGGCGCAGCAUCCUGGCGCGGGCCAGGCCGCCUCAGUCACUGCCGUCGGGGAAGGUCCCAGCGCGGUCAUGGCCUCGCGAGGUGCCCGCCCCGGCUCAAGUCCUCAGCACCCCGCUCAGUAACCCCGAGGAAAGGUGGCCUGGACGUCGCGGACGGCUGGGCGGGCAGCAUGGAGGAGGCGCACCUGCUCCCGGCUGCCGACGUGCUGCGCCGCUUCUCGGUGUCAGCCGAAGGCGGCUUGAGCCCGGAGCAGGUGACCGACGCGCGGGAGCGCUACGGCCCCAACGAGCUCCCUACUGAGGAAGGAAAGUCCCUGUGGGAACUGGUGCUGGAGCAGUUUGAGGACCUCUUGGUGCGCAUCCUGCUGCUGGCAGCCUUGGUCUCCUUUGUCCUGGCUUGGUUCGAGGAGGGUGAAGAGACCACGACGGCCUUUGUGGAGCCCCUAGUCAUCAUGCUGAUUCUCGUGGCCAAUGCGAUCGUGGGCGUGUGGCAGGAACGCAAUGCAGAGAGUGCCAUUGAGGCCUUGAAGGAGUAUGAGCCUGAGAUGGGGAAGGUGAUCCGCUCUGACCGCAAGGGUGUGCAGAGGAUCCGAGCCCGGGACAUCGUCCCUGGGGACAUCGUGGAAGUGGCAGUGGGAGACAAGGUGCCUGCUGACCUCCGCCUCAUUGAGAUCAAGUCCACCACACUUCGCGUGGACCAGUCCAUCCUGACAGGGGAAUCCGUGUCUGUGACCAAGCACACAGAUGUCAUCCCAGACUCCAGAGCCGUGAACCAGGACAAGAAGAACAUGCUGUUUUCUGGCACCAAUAUUGCAUCAGGCAAAGCCCUGGGUGUGGCUGUGGCCACAGGCCUGAACACAGAGCUGGGCAAGAUUCGGAGCCAGAUGGCAGCUGUGGAGCCUGAGAGGACACCGCUGCAGCGCAAGCUGGACGAAUUUGGGAGGCAGCUGUCGCAUGCCAUCUCUGUGAUCUGCGUGGCUGUGUGGGUCAUCAACAUCGGCCACUUUGCUGACCCAGCCCAUGGUGGAUCCUGGCUCCGUGGCGCAGUCUACUACUUCAAGAUUGCCGUGGCCCUGGCUGUGGCCGCUAUCCCCGAGGGCCUCCCAGCAGUCAUCACUACAUGCCUGGCACUGGGCACAAGGCGUAUGGCACGUAAGAAUGCCAUCGUGCGCAGUCUGCCCUCUGUGGAGACCCUGGGCUGCACCUCAGUCAUCUGCUCUGACAAGACAGGGACACUCACCACUAAUCAGAUGUCUGUCUGCAGGAUGUUCGUGGUAGCUGAAGCAGAGGCAGGCUCCUGUCGUUUGCAUGAAUUCACCAUCUCGGGUACCACAUAUACCCCAGAGGGCGAAGUGCGACAAGGGGAGCAGCCUGUGCGCUGUGGGCAGUUUGAUGGACUUGUGGAGCUAGCGACCAUCUGUGCCCUUUGCAAUGAUUCAGCACUGGACUACAAUGAGGCCAAAGGCGUGUACGAGAAGGUAGGGGAGGCCACAGAGACAGCCCUGACUUGCCUCGUGGAGAAGAUGAAUGUGUUUGACACGGACCUGACAGGACUGUCUCCGGUGGAGCGUGCUGGAGCCUGCAACUCGGUCUUCAAGCAACUCAUGCGGAAGGAGUUCACCCUCGAGUUCUCCCGGGACCGGAAGUCCAUGUCUGUGUACUGCACACCUACCCGUCCUGACUCCAAGGCCCAGGGCAGCAAAAUGUUUGUGAAGGGAGCUCCUGAGAGUGUAAUUGAGCGCUGUACCUCAGUCCGAGUGGGGAGCCGAACAGCACCCCUGAACGCCACCUCCAGAGAACAUAUUCUGGCCAAGAUCCGGGAUUGGGGCUCAGGCUCUGACACAUUGCGCUGCUUAGCCUUGGCUACCAGGGACACGCCCCCGAGGAAGGAGAACAUGCAGUUGGAUGACUGCAGCCAGUUUGUACAGUACGAGACAGACCUGACCUUCGUCGGCUGCGUGGGUAUGUUAGACCCACCGAGACCAGAGGUGGCUCCCUGUAUCACACGCUGCUCCCGGGCCGGCAUUCGAGUCGUCAUGAUCACAGGAGAUAACAAGGGCACAGCUGUGGCCAUCUGCCGCCGACUUGGCAUCUUUGGGGACACAGAGGAUGUGUUGGGCAAGGCCUACACGGGCCGCGAAUUUGAUGACCUCAGCCCAGAAGAGCAGCGCCAGGCUUGCCGCACCGCCCGCUGCUUUGCCAGGGUGGAGCCUGCACAUAAGUCCCGCAUCGUGGAGAACCUGCAGUCCUUUAAUGAAAUCACUGCCAUGACUGGCGAUGGGGUAAAUGAUGCACCAGCCCUGAAGAAGGCAGAGAUUGGUAUCGCCAUGGGCUCAGGCACUGCUGUGGCCAAGUCAGCAGCAGAGAUGGUACUAUCCGAUGACAACUUUGCCUCCAUUGUGGCCGCAGUGGAGGAGGGCCGGGCCAUCUACAACAACAUGAAGCAAUUCAUCCGCUACCUCAUCUCCUCUAAUGUUGGCGAGGUUGUCUGCAUCUUUCUCACAGCAAUUCUGGGCCUGCCUGAAGCCCUGAUCCCUGUGCAACUGCUCUGGGUGAACCUGGUGACAGAUGGCCUCCCAGCCACAGCACUUGGCUUCAACCCACCAGAUUUGGACAUCAUGGAGAAGUUGCCCCGGAACCCCCGUGAGGCUCUCAUCAGUGGCUGGCUUUUUUUCCGGUAUUUGGCUAUUGGAGUGUAUGUAGGCCUGGCUACGGUGGCUGCCGCCACCUGGUGGUUCCUGUACGAUGCUGAGGGACCACAAGUCACCUUCUAUCAGCUGAGGAACUUCCUGAAGUGCUCUGAAGACAACCCACUCUUUGCUGGCAUCGACUGUGAGGUCUUUGAGUCCCGCUUCCCCACAACCAUGGCCUUAUCUGUGCUUGUGACCAUUGAAAUGUGCAAUGCCCUCAACAGCGUCUCCGAGAACCAGUCACUGCUGCGCAUGCCGCCCUGGCUGAACCCUUGGCUGCUGGGGGCUGUGGUCAUGUCCAUGGCCCUGCACUUCCUCAUCCUUCUGGUGCCUCCUCUGCCUCUCAUUUUCCAGGUGACCCCACUGAGUGGUCGGCAGUGGGGGGUGGUGCUCCAGAUGUCUCUGCCCGUCAUCCUGCUCGAUGAGGCCCUCAAAUAUCUGUCCAGGAAUCACAUGGUGGCCUGUCUUUAUCCAGGUAUUCUGACAAUUGUGCAGGUCUGGAGUAGGCAACCACUGACCACUUCCAGGAGCCCAUGCUAUACUGGGUUGGCUUCUUGGUGUCGCCUUAUGGGUGGGAACAAGGGGAGGGUCUGUAGUCAUCCAGGUACGAUGGACAGUAGCGGGGCUGGGGACGGAGAGGAAUCUACACUGCUGUGGAGAGGUUGGGCCCAGCAACCAGCUAAGACUUUCUUUGGGCAACGGGGACUUUGGGGGCCACUUCUAGCUGGAAUGUGACCCCUGAUCCAGGAAAUAGUGGAGGCUAUAAAUAAAUUCCAUGCCUGACAUUCCAUAAAGGCCCCCACACCCCCAUGCUAACCAAAUCUACUGGGUACUGAAAACAAUUGUCUUUUUAAAAGGACCUCAAUGAGCCUUUCCUUCUCUGGAGAUGCUGGCCUCCCAGGUCUGUACAAGGAAUGGCUAGACUCAAAGAGCGCAGGAGUGGGGCUGAGGGCAGCUGGACCAGGCCUUUCUGCCCCUCCAUAUAUGGUUCAUUUGGGCUCGUCCUGGGUGAACCUGGGAAAGGCCUUGAAGAAAUGGGUAUGAAUGGCCAGGUGGUGGUGUAUGCCUUUAAUCCCAGCACUUGGGAAGCAGAGGCAGGCUGAUCUCUGAGUUCGAGGCCAGCCUGGUCUACAGGAGCUAGAAAAGAAACGGAUAUAAUGGGUAUGACACUAGAAUGUCAGAAUUCAGCUCUGGCUGGGCAGUGGUGGCACACUCCUUCAAUCCCAGAACUCCCCAAGCCAUAUGUCCCAGCUGGAACACAUCAGCUAGACGUGGCACCAGCUGUACUCAGGUGUACCCAGACUGAACCGGAGCAUCACUUGAACAGGAGUUCAAGACCCACUUGGGCAGUGUAAUGAAAGCUUGUCUCUGUCCUACAAUAUUUACAUAAUGUUUUAUCUUGUUUUUCUCUGAAAGAUUCUAAAGGGAGGCAGAGCUGUGGGUUCGAGACCAACUUUGUCUGCAGAGGGAGUUCUAGGACAGCCAGGACUACACAGAGAAACCUGUCUCGAGAAGCUACAAAUAAAGUGGGAGGUGGGGGGAGAGAAAGAAUUCCAGCUCUGGGCGGACAGCACAGGAGGGUCCCCCAGGAAACCCCUCUCUCCGUACUCAGCUCAACCUCACCACCUCACUUGUGAAGCCUGCCCCCUAGGAACAAGAGCAUCUGGAGGCUGUUUUGUCUUCUUUGGGAGACAUUGCUCAUCCCUGGUGACCACAGCAGCCAAGGAGUUCAGCAUGUUUUCUUGUGGAAAUUUAAAAAUGAAAAAUGUCUCCCUAUGGCUAAAAUUUCUCAUUCCCUUGGGGGAACCCUGUGUCUGGGAUACAAUUCCACACUGGAUUCCUGGGCCCUAUGGGAGGGCGGAGGCUAGAUGGGGAGAUUAGAGUGCCGCCCAGUUGGAGCUAAGGGUAAUUGCUGGAAGAUUCUAGAUUAGAGUAGAUUAGAUAGACAACGUAGAAUCUGGCAGGGUAGGGGCUGAGGUGUCUAUACGGGAGCUGGUACCUGAAGUAUAAAAGGGAAGCCAAGAGAACACAGAAAAUCCGGCAUGCCAAGAUAAGGCCCUGGUUAUUCUCAAGAAGUUGGGACCAUAAAAGGUGUGUGGGCAUGGGGCAGGGGGCUAUGACAACUAGAAACCUUCUGAGGCGAUACUAGAAUAGAAGAAUAUCAGCAAAAGAGAUGCGAAGCCAGCCUGAGGAAGAAAUCUUGGCCCAGGACGAACUGACCCAAGCCGCACCUUUACUGACCUUUUUGACCUGAAAUGGUGACCACCAUGGUCUCGAAGAAGUUUUAUUUGAGUGACCACGAGUCUUCAGGAGGGACCUGGGCUGGGCACCUGUGGCUGCCCCUGGGGAGUGAUGUGCUUGCUGAAGUCCAGCCGGCUCUGCCUUGAGCCGGCAGGCGGCCACAAUCCCUUGGGCCUCCUAACGCUGGGCAGGGCGGGGGUGAGAGAGGGGACCCUUUACGUUCCCAAGCCAGCGAGUGGCCUUUUAGGGAAGUUUUACUGAGGCCUGACGCUUGUGGUUUCUCUGUGAUUUACGAGGAUGUGUCCUGAGGAGAAUUGUGGAUCUAGGGUCAGCCUUGGGACUGGGGGGUCCUCUCUCUCCACCCUUGGCGCUACUCAGGUGUGAAUGAGUGACUGUCAGGAAGCUGCAGGCUGGGAUGGAGAAGCUGAGAGGGGAUGGGUCUGAGAGAGUCCAAGGUACAAGGUGGACCCAGAAUUCAUCUAAGGACAGUGGAGCUACAUGGAGGAUGACGCGAAGGAUGACAGGGCCAGAUUGGGGGUUUUGUGUGAUGCCAGCAGUAAAUGGGAGGUAUUCAGGCAAGGCGGACUGGAAUUGGCCCCUUAGUCCUUGUAUGGGCUGCAAAGGUAAAAGGCAGCUUGAGCGUGUUCAGUUGAAAUCAGACCAUGUGGGAUGGGGAGGAGGCAAGGAAGAUCCCCUGCUUAUGGAUGGAACAGUGAUGGGAACAUUUUCCAAACAAAGAAAUAUGAGCGUUUUCUUUGAGAGUAUUGUGGGACACACAGAGAGCAGCUGGAUUCCUGGGGUUGGGGCUCAGUGAGGCUAGGGAUAGACCAGGUAUGGAAGGUUCCAGGCCAAGGCAAGUGGGGGCUGGCCCUGGAGAAAUGGAGGGCGAGAGGCUGAAGGGGGGGCUGAAAGGGCACCCUACAUAUCUCACUCCUCAUCUUAAUAUGA